Ascochyta rabiei is the source of this 2214-nucleotide messenger RNA. RefSeq lists its product as uncharacterized. Bases 1 to 2214 code for a protein of 737 amino acids. The record is from RefSeq and is a predicted model, not a curated record. Lineage: Eukaryota; Fungi; Ascomycota; Dothideomycetes; Pleosporales; Didymellaceae. The transcript has 3 exons. Gene Ontology annotation, molecular function: protein binding.
AUGGACGUCGACACAGAUAUCAGCCAAUACUUUCAAGUAAUCGAAAACCAAAAGCGAGUUCUGCAGCAAGCCAAAAUCCGAAAAGGGCAGCGUCCUCGCGAUCGAACUCCCAAAGGACAGAUGUACAUGGAAUUCAUGAUGGCUCUCAUGGCCACUUCGACGAUGGAACGAAGCAAGAAAAACAAUUUGAUACAUUCUUCAUUCAUUCCACCGGCAUAUCUACCAUGUAUUACGCCUCUCGCACAACUUACGCCAAUUGCAAUCGACCAGCUUACGCUUGAGACGCAUCACCGCGGGAAGUACCUCCUGCUCAAGGCUAUCACACCACCUAACCGCAUGACUGGCAUACUUUUACUUGCUGAAGAUGAAUACGAGGACGUUGUUGUGCUGCAGCUGUAUCAACAAGAAGAAGAAAAUAUCCGUCCAGCUACUGACGUAGUCGACGUUGGCACAACACUGCUCAUUAAGGAGCCGUAUUUCAAAAUCAUGGCUUCUGGAGACUAUGGGCUGCGCGUUGAUCAUCUUUCUGACGUUUUGCGUAUCGACCAAAAUGAUCCCAUACUCCCGAAACGGUGGUGUCCACGUAUAACCGAUACUGAGGGUUCUGCUGAGAUAUCAAAGUCCGAGGGCGACUUCGCCAUGGGUGAAGGAAGAUAUUGGAAAGCUAUUGAGAAAUACUCGGAAGCGAUAUCCCAAAAACCAACAUCAGACAGGGUUGAGAUCAUCAAGCGGAACAGAUCACUCGCGUAUCUCAAAACAAAGCAGUUCGACAAUGCCCUGUGUGAUACAGGGUUUCCCAACUUUGGACCCAACCCCUCCGAAAAAGCCCUGUUUCGCGCGGCAGAGGCUCUGUACUUUCUUCGAAGAUUCGAUGAAAGCAGCCAUGUGUUGGAUACGAUACGCUCAACUUUUCCGCACAACAAGCAAGCGUCGACUGUUUCCAUUCGUGCUCAAUGUCGACGCUCAGAGGCCGACACCGGGGUCUACGAUUUCAAGCUGCUUCAGAAAGAGGCAAGAAAGCUUCAGCCUCCACAUCUGGAUCAUGCUACUUACGUAGGGCCGGUCAAAGUUCAGAAAGUUCCAGGAAAAGGCCGUGGUCUGUUUGUGACGAAACCUGUUAAGGCUGGAGACCUUCUCUUGUGCGAAAAAGCGUUCAGUCAUGCAUAUGUAGUCGAAGGUGGCUCUGAAGAUUCAAGUAUUGCCUUGCUGAUCAAUUCCGAAACAAACCGAGGGUUCCUAGGUGGUCAGGCCAGCCUCAUCAAGCUCAUCGUGCAGAAAAUGCAUUGCAACCCAUCCCUUGCUGCAGCUUUCACUGCGUUACACCAUGGGAAUUACAAACCGGCUAGCACCUCCGCAGUGGAUGGAAGACCGGUAGUCGACACAUUCUUGGUAGAGCAGAUCAUGACUUUCAACGUUUUCGGCUGCCCGCGUUCCAGUCUGCAAACCUACAAGAACGCUGCGUCUGACCAGUCUAAGCAAGAAACAGCCUAUCACUCAUGCGGCAUCUGGAUUCAAGCUUCGUACAUCAAUCAUGGUUGUACAAGCAACGUCCGCCGCUCAUUCAUUGGCGACAUGAUGAUUGUACGCGCAACCCGAGAUCUUGAACCUGGCGAUGAAAUCACGUUCUGGUACCACGCGCCCAACGGCAAAGCAAAGGAAUUGCAGGAAAAACUUCAAAAUUGGCAGUUUGCUUGCACCUGUGCAAUCUGUGAGGAUGACAGAGUGACGACAGCUGCUACAACCGCCAAGAGAAACAAGCUCCUCGAAGAACUGAAGCUGGUACUUCGAAGAGCCUCUCAACAUCAGACAAAGCUGGGCAAAGCAAAAGAUCUUCUCCAGGCUUUGAAAAAUACUUAUACGCGCCCAACAGAUGAAGUACCACGUCUCUUGCUUUGGGACCCGCAGGCGCUGUUGACGCGUAUAUAUCUAGCUCAAGGGAAAUGGGAGAAGGCUCUGGAGUCCUUUAUGGAAGUUCUUUCUCUCCUUGGGUUCGUGGUAUCCGGUGCAGAUUGUACGCCAGAACCAUUCAAAAUCUUGAAGUGGGGUUUGUUGGUCGAUCAUCUGAUCGAAGCAUUCAUGGAGGCGCAAGGAGCGUUCAAAGCAAUUGGGUUAUGGAACGACUCAAAAACAGCGGAAGGGUACGCGAAGAUUGCUUACAAGAUAGUAGUCGGUGAAGACACUUCUUUUGAGUCGAUUUCCAAGUCAAAAGGUUGA